Messenger RNA from Spea bombifrons (plains spadefoot toad), 1298 nucleotides. It is a transcript of the gene LEPROTL1, whose product is annotated as leptin receptor overlapping transcript like 1. Gene Ontology annotation, cellular component: endosome. The coding region runs from base 228 to 623 and encodes 131 amino acids. The transcript has 4 exons. Gene Ontology annotation, biological process: negative regulation of growth hormone receptor signaling pathway; late endosome to vacuole transport via multivesicular body sorting pathway. NCBI's taxonomy places the organism in Eukaryota, Metazoa, Chordata, Amphibia, Anura, Pelobatidae. The record is from RefSeq and is a predicted model, not a curated record.
AGCACAUCCGGCGGAAGUGGUGUGAUCGUUGUUGUCAUCGGAGGUCUGGUCAGCCGGGUAGUCAGCUGCCUGGUUCAUUACAUAUUACGCGUUAACGCAAUUGGCGAGGGGAUUAUCUCAGUGGAAAGUCUUAUGAUCCUACAGGCGUGCGUAUAGUACACAUAUCUGCAGUCAUAUAGUUACCUAUUUACGGGAUACAUCUUGGAAGCUGAACUCUCGUUUCCUCAAUGGCUGGUAUUAAAGCUCUGAUCAGCCUCUCCUUCGGUGGAGCAAUUGGACUGAUGUUCCUAAUGCUUGGAUGUGCCUUGCCACAAUAUAACCAAUAUUGGCCACUCUUUGUCCUGUUCUUCUAUAUCCUGGCUCCCAUUCCAUACUGCAUAGCGAGGAGGGUGGUCGAUGAGACCGAUGCUGCUAGCAAUGCCUGCAAGGAACUUGCUAUAUUCCUUACCACUGGCAUAGUUGUCUCUGCAUUUGGACUGCCCAUUGUCUUCGCCCGAGCGACCCUGAUUCUGUGGGGGUCGUGUGCGCUGGUCCUCACUGGGAACGCAGUCAUCUUUUCUACCAUAUUAGGAUUUUUCUUAGUCUUUGGAAACAACGACGAUUUCAGUUGGCAGCAGUGGUGAGGAGCUAUCACAGAACUCCUGCCCGUGAGGAGUUGGUCAGCGAAGAUCCAUCCAGCCAACAGGACUGGCAGAGAGCAGUGAUAUCUCCUGCUUCACCCUGGGAGUAGCAUGCGGAUUGUUACCACACCUUUUUACUCAUGCUUUCGCCUGGACUUGCAGACUGGCUCACAAGGAAAAGCGCUUUAACCAAGAAAACGUCCUUCUUCCUUGACAUCUCUUUCUAUCUGUUUGUUUCUUAUUGUUAAUCGUCUGUAGUCUCUUUUUGUUUUUCCUUUUUUUUUUAUAUUUAGCACUGGCUUCUACAGUACAUGUUUUGAAGCCCCAUUUGACACUGGACUAGAUUUUAUUCCCAUUCAUUUGUAGCAUGAGAAAUGCCGUAGAAGCAGACACUUUUUUGAUAAGAUAUCGUAUUAGAUGCUUUGACAGUCGAGUGGAAUUCCCUUGUCAACAAAAUCAAUAAACAUGUUAUUUAUUUAUGUUUUACUUGCCCUCCCGCUAGAAACAUUUGAGUUGUGCUUUUAUUUGAUAUACUUAAUGUGGGCAUAAAAGGAAAGGGUAUCUAUGUGUGUAUAUACAGUAUAUAUUAUUGCACACUACCAUUCAAAAGUUUCUGAUAAAGGGCCUCUGUACUAUUAUGAUCACAUUCCAUUAAAAAUCAGCCGUUUCCAGCUACAA